Molecule: messenger RNA, 657 nt
Organism: Glossina fuscipes
Lineage: Eukaryota; Metazoa; Arthropoda; Insecta; Diptera; Glossinidae
Exons: 1
Coding region: 1-657 (218 amino acids)
Source: RefSeq, a predicted model, not a curated record
AUGUGUAAGGGUAAAGAAUUGAAGCUUACAGAUAAGAUUUUUACUACCAAGACGAAAAAUUCCAUGUGGGAGUUUCCUGAAUGCUGCGGUAAUAUUUGCAGACAAAUGCCAAUACGUUUUGAUGAACUAUAUUACAAGAUGAGCAACAAGAGGACGCGCAAGUAUCCGCAAACUUGGGUAACUCCUCCUAAGCUUCGAAUAAAACUUGCCGAAAUAUAUCCUCCGCUCUGUCGAGCAAGCCCAGUACCAAAAAGGAUUCGGCGGCCGAGAAAGAAAAUAACGCCAUGCCGUGCAGCGGACUACAGCGGUGGGGACUUAAUGCCUUGUCUUUUGAUGCCAAAACCCCUUUGCAAAUUAAUGGUGUGUGAAGUAAACAAGAAACCAAAAAAAUGUGGACGCAAUGCAUUCCUCAUAAAACCCCCGAAAGGCAAAAAGCAACCAACCCCCUACCCAUGCUUUUCAGAGUGCAAACGCGUCAAACCGCGUCCACUUAGACCAAUUGAAUGCAAAUGUUUAGAUAAACCGUCAAUGUGUGAAGCUUGGGAAAGGUUUCGAGCACAACUUACUUUCGUUAAAGGUAUACCUGAGGAUACCUGUGAAGAACCAAAAAGAAUAGGUUGCCUGAUACUAGAUCCACUUCCUGCAGAACCGUGCUAG